Messenger RNA from Ostrea edulis (European flat oyster), 2007 nucleotides. RefSeq names its product integrin beta-6-like. Gene Ontology annotation, cellular component: integrin complex; cell surface; focal adhesion. Lineage: Eukaryota; Metazoa; Mollusca; Bivalvia; Ostreida; Ostreidae. Gene Ontology annotation, molecular function: integrin binding. Gene Ontology annotation, biological process: cell adhesion mediated by integrin; cell-matrix adhesion; cell migration. The record is from RefSeq and is a predicted model, not a curated record. The transcript is spliced from 18 exons. The coding region runs from base 242 to 1804 and encodes 520 amino acids.
AUGUGAGUUUGGCGCGCGGUCAGUGUUUGUUUGCCGGUUCUAACCCGUAAACAUGUUUUUGUAUGAUAUUAAUAGACCUCUGACCCAGAGCAGCUUGUAAAGCAGGUUACCAAACAAAUUCUGAUGGCCAUUUCCUGAUUAACUUAAUAGCUACCCACGUGCCCCGAGUGGCUUCAAUUACGGCUAGGAUAUUUUUCAGAGCUGACUUGGCUGCCAACUGAUAUCUACCUCUACUUAGAAGAUGAGAAUUCUUUGCUUUCUUUCGCUGAGCUUGGUAUUCAACAUCGUGGUUUCCGAGGAAAGAUGUUUUGGGAACACCUGUGAAGAAUGCAUGAAAAAUAGCGAGUAUGGAGGCUGUGUUUGGUGUGGCGUUGCGAACUAUACUGCUUCUCGCUGUUUUAGCAACACGAAUUUCAACUUGCGAAGUGAAUGUCGCGGAGGUUUCGUUCACUGGCCCACAAAGCUCACCUACGUCAAAAGCAGACAAUUCGCCUUCAUAGGAAACGACAUCAUCAAAUUCGUUGGACGGAAAGGUGGCAUAGCUGAUCACAUGGUUGUCAUAAAUGUGCCCAAUGCACUCCCUCGGAAGAAGGUCACAGUCGUUUUCAUUCUUCCAAGACCUGGAAAAGAUGCCCCCGUUGAGUUUUCUUUUGACAUAACGUGCAGGAACAGAGUUGUCUCCAAGAAAAACCCAUACAAAGUGAAGUGCAAAAGAUUAACACGAGACAGUAAGUUUUACAUCAAUAUAAAGUUGAAAUAUUUGAAGGACAUGUCACCGAGAGACAAAAGGAAGUAUAAGCUUAAAUUAAAGAUGGGCAAACAAAGACACGUCCUUAAAAUCUUCACCUCGGGAAUUGAACCUUGUCAGUGCAGCACAAAGAAAACGAGGGCUACCACCUGCAGAUGGAAAAAUAGCAAAGGCAAUGAAGGCAACAACAAGUGUGUGUGUACGGAGUCAGAUGUCCAGCCAACAGUCACAGUUCCCACUGUAGAGGAACCAGUUGGAAGACCAAUGGGGGGUGGAAUUCCCAGUGGAGCAGUAGGCGGUGGGAUGGGUGGAGGACGAUUCACUAUACCGGAAGAAUCACUGAAUCAACUUCCGAUGGGAUCUUCUGCAUCUGAUAUUGAAUGCGAAGAAUGUAAAAACCGAUGUUCUGAUUACGGUAAAUGUGUGGAUUGCUUUGUCUUUUCUGGAUCACCAAUGCCAAAUGCUAGGUGCCGUCGAUAUUGUGGAGGAAGACGGUUUGCUCCAACCUUCAGAAGAGUACGAGGAUUUCCUGAUGAUGUUAACAAAUGUACAUAUACUGACGAGAGCAAUUGUAUCAUGAAGUUCCAGAUCAUGCACGAGAGAUCAUUUGAAGUGUCCAUGAGAAAAGAUUGUCCAAUAGAGAGGUGUCAAAACACAACUUGUCCAGCGGACUCAGACGGGAAUGUCUGCAGCAACAAUGGAGUGUGCAAAUGCGGACGUUGUGAAUGCAAGCCUAUGUACAGCGGGGAUUCAUGCGAGCGAUGUCAGAAUUGCGGUGGAAGAUGUAACGAGUUGAGAGACUGUGUAGCAUGCACUUCCUUCAGCGACUUCAGUGCCUUCAAAGACGAGGAAGAAUGUGGAAAAAAUUGUGCUAAAUUUAAUAUCCGGCCCUUUGGCCCUUUCGUUCCUCCGCAAUCUGCCAACUCCAGAAUGUGUCAGGUAUACAACAAAAACAACUGCUUCUCUACCUAUGCUUACACUGAAUUGGACAAUGGAGUUACGGAAGUGCAGGUUCUUCCACAGCAAGUUUGCCCUGAUGAUUUCGGGAAAAAGUAACAGAUAUUGUGAUGGACUUAAGAUUGCCAAUGUAGUUUUCGAUGGAAUAACAUUACAUGAUGGCGAUCUCAUGAAUGUGUAUUUUCAUGACUUAUUUUGAUUGUAUGAAGCAUGUCUACCAGUGUUUACCAAAAUUGAUAUCGACUACUUAUUUCAAAUGUAACAAUUCUGUAUCUAAUGAUUAAUAAAAUAUUCAAUAGUUA